AUGGUUCUCGAAUUCUCGGAGCCACUCAUUGGCACCGUUAAGGAACCCAUUGAUACCGGGACUCUAGUCGAUCGGUUGACCAGGCUUCACAAGGAACUCUCGCUGGUCGAGCCCUCCCGAGAAUCUCUCGAUGAAUACUCCUCAGUUGCCAAAGACCUCGCGAACUCCAAGUUAUUGAAGCAUCAAUCUCCAGGCGUCGUCGCUUACACCUGUUGUUGCAUCUGUGAUAUCCUUCAGAUUCAUGCUCCUGACGCCCCUUAUACUGCUUCUCAGCUUACACUGAUCUUUAAGGCGUUGACGCUGCAAUUGUCUCGUCUUGGAAAUGGACCCGACGCCCCCUAUGCCCCACAAUAUGAAUAUAUACUUCGGAGUCUUACCGACGUGGAACUGAUCCUGCUUAUUACGGAUACUGGAUCCAACGCCUCCGAUUUGAUCGAAGCCAUGUUCACUACCAUUUACCACGCUGCCGCUCGCAAGCUCGAUCGCCGGCUUACAAUCAAGGCGGCAGGGAUGUUGGCAGAGAUUGUCGCUGAAGCCGAAACUAUCCCUCAUGAGGUGAUGGAUAUGAUCAUGGCUCCAUUCAGCAAAGACCCUUUUGCCAACGACAAGAGUAUCAAUAUUGGCUUCCAGAUUCUGGUUCACAUCUGUGAACUGAAUGUCGACCGCAUGCAGCGUCUUGUCAGUCAGUACUUUAGUGAGAUGUUGUACUCCGAGGGAGAACGGGUGGAGCUGGGAGAGAAAAAGGCGAGGAAGGCCUUGAACCGCAUUCAUCACUUAUGUGAGCAGUUGUGGAAAUUUGUACCAGAGAUUCUCGAGCUGGUUAUGCUGCUUCUUGAUGAUGAACUCAAUGCUGAUGACCCCGAAAUCCGUGAGAUGGCAACUCAUACCCUUGGCACAAUCAUCGGAUCGCCUAACUACAUUGAAGCGCAACCAGUGUCAAAAGUCAACUUUUUUGUUGUCUACCCCCAAGUUUGGGUGCUGUGGCUCAGCAAGGUUACCGAUAGUAGCGUCGCUGUCAGAACGGCGUGGGUCGACACCAUUGAUCUUGUUAUGGCAAACUCUAAUGCUCAGGCUCUGGAAGUAUGGGACCGUCUCUCUCGUUGUUUUGCUAAAGCUUUGCGUGAUCUGUCUGAUCUGGUGAGAGGACUGGCGUGGCAAGCUUUAUCCUCCAUGCCUUACCGGGUGACGAGAAGGUUGAUUGAUCCCAGUUGGGUUGACACCGUGCUUCAAGAAUGUCGUGACAAAAACUCCAAAAUCAGAAGUACUGCCAUCGCCGUGGCGUCAGAAACAUAUAAUCAGGCUGAAGAAAACGCUGAUCCCAACCCCGACCUAGAUCAAAUUCCCCUGGAACUUUUGCAUUUGUACUACAUUAACGACCGCCUUGUGGACGCUCAAGUUGACAUCGCUUGGUUUGAACUGAUCGUUCCUUUGACUAUGGCAACUACUCCUCGGGUGCAAAGAAUUUUGUCCGUCUGGAAGAACUUAGAUCCUCGUGCUCGUGAUGCGUUGGAGGCCUCAAUGGAUCGUCAACGACAAUUGGCGCCGGUGGUCCUGACAUUCAUUGAAAUGGGUCAACUGAAUGCCAAGAAUGGAGAUGUUGAUUCUGAAAGAGUGGCUAAGGUUGUGAAUUGGUUAAGCACUCAACUACCACAAGAAUGGAAACCUCGCGAAGGACUUGAUCGCCUUUAUCGCAAAGGUACCCCUCGUCACUGGUUCCUUCUCCGGCAAUGUAUGGACCCUGUGAGCUCCUUGACUACAAUUCGGCAGCUGUUGACUGAACUUGAGCUGAAGAUCACCGAUCCUGAUACGCGUCUCUGCGUACGAGUUCUAGUAUUGCGGAGUGCGCUGAUAAUGUUCAACAAGUCUAAUGUAGCUGAGAUAAUUAGCCUGGCUUCGCGGUCACCUGAAGCUCGUCAAGUACUUCUGUUGAUGACUACAAAAGCUCCUACAUUGGUUGAAUCCCACCUUGAUGAUUUAUGGGAACGAGUGCGUCGUGGUGAGACUGGUGCUAAUCUCGAAGCCCUUUAUCACUACGCUGUUCUGCGUUUUGAGUUCGAUAUUGAUGCUACCACUGUUAAGAUGCUUGCCGAUUUGUCUGUUACUGGAUCUGAGGAUGAUGCCACCAACGCAAUCAAGCUUUUAGCUCUUUCUCGUAAAACGAUGGCCAUCAGGGAAGUGAUCCAGCGUAUCCACCCAUUAAAUCCAUCCGAUCCUCAUUUCACAACGCACUUGGCAACGUGGGCUCAGCUUGUGCUCGUUGAACUGGAAGCAGUGCUGCCUUACGCCAACGAAGUAGCUCUGGUUCUUGUUCUGAUUCUCAUGGAAACUCAAGAACGUGAAGAUAUGAUCGAUGCUGAUGAAGUCAUCAAGCAAAAGUCACUAUCACUUCGCAUCAUGGUCAAUCGGCUUUUGGGCCUUGUCGAAGACGGUCGGUACCCCCUGCGUGAACUCGAAGCUCAGUGUAAGCCAGUGAUGCAACUCUUGACGUCACUAAUUGGCCAUCUGGGUGAAAUUGUUCCUGAACUGCUGGCUAAUUAUCCUACCCCACCCUCGCAUCGUCAACAGCUUCGACUCACAGCGGGUGAAUUGAUCCUACAGUUGGCAGAGGUUCCCGUCUAUGACUCGCUUGUACUGCCGACUUCCUUGCGCAGACUCACAGUGCUCCUUAUGGAUAAGCUGCAGGAUGUACGACAAGGAUUUUUGCAAGCACUUAAUCAGCGGGUGAUGGAACGGAAGUUAGAUCGUCGUUUCAUUGCCAUUGGGUUUUACACUGCAUUUGAAACUGACCCUGAACUCGCUAAGCAAGCUCGCAUGUGGAUCCUGCUGUUGUUCAAGCGUCAACUGCUGCAUAAGUGGGAGAAGACGUUGGCAACAGUUGUUUACUUUUUAGCACAUGAUGAGAAGUUUUCCGAAUACCUUGAAGAUGAAUCCGGUGAGGUCACCAAUGAGAGUCUUCUUCAUGGCUGCCAGUACGUUGCAAUUGUACUUCGCUACUUCAUCCAGCUUAUUGCUCAACAAGAAAACAUUUCCUUGCUUUACUAUUUGGCUAGUCGAAUUAAGCAAUACCGUGAUAUUUCGGUGGACACGGCGUUGUAUCAACUGCGGCCUCUUCCUCUUGAGGCACGCAAGCUUUACAUCGUUGCUGAAACUGCUCAAUACCUUCUCUUGAAGUGGGCUGAGCAACACAGCUGGCCUCUCACUCUGUAUCCUCAGAAGAUCAAACUUGAUGCCAAUAUGUUUGUACCGAUGGCAAGUACCGAAGAAGUCCACGAUGUCAUCACCACAGUGUUUGUCCCUGAGUCGGUUCAACAAAAGUUGGAUCGCCGCAAGAGCACAAAACGGGUAAGAGCAGACAAGCCCACCAAGGCCGCUUCAGGAGCUCGUAAAAAGGCACGGGUUGAGGCUGCUCCUUUGGAGCCGUCUCGUCGCAGCACUCGCCAUACGAAGCAGGUCGACUAUCACGAAACCACCGCUGCUGACGAUGAUAGUGAUGAUGACGAUGAUAAUGAUGACGACGACGACGAUUACUAG
Diutina rugosa is the source of this 3531-nucleotide messenger RNA. RefSeq names its product Pds5p (gene PDS5). The transcript has a single exon. NCBI's taxonomy places the organism in Eukaryota, Fungi, Ascomycota, Pichiomycetes, Serinales, Debaryomycetaceae. The record is from RefSeq and is a predicted model, not a curated record. Bases 1 to 3531 code for a protein of 1176 amino acids. Gene Ontology annotation, biological process: mitotic sister chromatid cohesion; DNA repair. Gene Ontology annotation, cellular component: chromatin; nucleus.